Messenger RNA from Prunus armeniaca (apricot), 1257 nucleotides. NCBI's taxonomy places the organism in Eukaryota, Viridiplantae, Streptophyta, Magnoliopsida, Rosales, Rosaceae. The record is from the annotation of a GenBank genome assembly.
AUGGCAAUGGUUGCCAUUGCUGCCUGCCCACGCGCGCCCUUUCUUCUUCUUUUUUCCAUCAAAGUUGGGCCGUUUAGCUUCGCAACAAAGGCUAUGACCAAGGGAAAUGGGGAAGCGUAUGUGCUUCAUUACGGCUCGGGCCUUGCUUGGUGCGGAAGAGUUGUUCCAUCUGGCGUAGUUUGGGACGCACGGGCCUUUCUUUUUUUCCUCAUUGGGCUGCACCAUGGCUUCCCUGUUGUGGCUCCAAGGCUUGGGCUUCCACUCAGACUGCUCCAUGGCUUGCCUUGCGACUCGGGCCACAAGGCCAAUUCUUCUUCUCUUUUUCUUUUUGUGUUGCUAGUUCUUUUUUUCUUUUCAAUUGCAAACCUGACAUGUGGUUCCAAAGUGCAUAAGAAAAGAUUCGUGGCUAAUCUACACCACGUUACGUUUGAAGCUCACUUCCAGAAAUGGCGUGCCACAUAUGCUUCUGUCAUACCUGAUGACAUGCACGUCAAGCUGGUGGAGUAUUUGACCGACGAUCCGCCUUGUAUAGAUACGAAUGAUCCAAAUGCUAGAAUUAUAACAUUCUGUCUCUUCUAUUUCUCAGUGGGCUUCACGUUCCGGUUGUCGAAAUUCUUCAAGAAGGUGCUCUGCUCCAUGGAGUGUGCCCCAAGUCAAUGUAAUCUGAACGUCUACCAAGCAAUCAUGUGCUUUGAGAAUCUGAGCAGUUUCUUCAAGUUGGAUAUGGCAGUGUCAGCGGACAGUAGGAAGGCGAGGUCGGCGAUGUUCCACUUGUUCCCAUCAUUUACUGCAAUGAAGACACAAGUUGGGACUGCUUCUUCAUCAUUUGCCAAGGUCAAGCACCUUGUCAAUGCGGAUAGCAAGAAGAUUGGUGACAUGCAAAAUGUUCGAGACACUCCGCUCAAGUAUCUUACUGACAAGCUCAGAAAUUUCAAUCUACCUUGUAGAGAAGUCUGCUCCCGAACCAGUUUACCUACCGAGAGGCAAAGAGAUAUUGAUAUUCAUCCCCAAAUUUCAAGUCGCCUUUAUCGGUCAAGGGACGAGGAUCGAACUGGGAGAACUAAUCUUCCGCCUAACCAUUGCGAUCCAACUGUCGAGCUCCGAGCAGUCAAACAUGAAGCUGAUUCGAUGUCGUUGACUCUUUUAGAAGCAAGAAUGGCAGUAGCUAAGAAUGCCAGAAAGUCAUUUGCUCGGGCAAAAGGUUUUUCGGAAUUGCGAAUAGCUGGUCCAAAGGUUGACAAGUCUAACUCUGCAUAG